Messenger RNA from Ornithorhynchus anatinus (platypus), 1649 nucleotides. RefSeq names its product corticosteroid-binding globulin-like. The coding region runs from base 195 to 1418 and encodes 407 amino acids. The record is from RefSeq and is a predicted model, not a curated record. The transcript has 5 exons. Gene Ontology annotation, molecular function: serine-type endopeptidase inhibitor activity. Gene Ontology annotation, biological process: negative regulation of endopeptidase activity. Lineage: Eukaryota; Metazoa; Chordata; Mammalia; Monotremata; Ornithorhynchidae.
UUGCCACUAGCGCUCGGAACACAGUGGGAUCCACGUCUCACACAGCGAGUCCAGCUCUUCGCCACCAAAGGCCGAAGUUGCCUCCGACCAGUCUGGCCCUACCCUACGACGUGUCUGAUCCCCCAGAAUAGGUGAGCCUGAUACGAGGUGCCUCAGUCCAGUAAGCCUUCACCCCCCGCCCACUGAGAAGGAAGAUGUGGCGUUCUCUCUGCCAGAGCCUUCUGGCAGUCACCUUCUUUGGGAUCGUCGUUGGUGACCUCCCAGUCAGCCCCAUGGAUGGCCCACACUCAGGCUCCUCUACCUUGGAAGACCGGGACCUGGCACUUUCCAACACAGACUUCGCACUCACCCUCUUCAAGCAUCUGAAGGCCCUGGAGCCAGGAAAGAAUGUCUUUGUCUCUCCGGUAUCCAUCUCAAUUGCUUUUGCCCUGCUGUCUCUGGGGGCCAAAAACGCCACCCUUGCUCAGAUCCUGGAAGGGUUCAGAUUCAACACCACGGUGGGCCGGGCCGAGGCCAUCCACGAGGGGUUCCAUCACCUCAGGCGUCGGCUCAAAGCCUCCGAUGCCGCCCUGGACUUGGGAAGUGCCCUGUUUGUCGACGAGAAGAUCAAGAUCCUCGAGUUGUUUGUGACAGAUGCCACAAAGUAUUAUGAAGCAGAAGCACACCCGGUCAACUUUGGAGACCUGGAAGGGGUCAGGAAGCAGAUCAAUGAAUACGUGGCAAAUCAGACUCAUGGGAAUAUCCCCGAACUGUUUAAGCAGCUCGACGAGCGAUCCAUAAUGAUCCUCAUCAGCUACAUUCACUUUCUAGGGGAAUGGAUCAAACCUUUUGAUUUGAAACGUACCACUGAAGACACGUUUCACAUUGCGGAGAACUUAACUGUGAAAGUCCCGAUGAUGUUCCAAUUCGCCACCUUCAAGCACCUGUUUGAUGACCAGCUCCCCUGUGUCGUUGUGCAAAUGGAAUACAAGGGGAAUGUCACUGCCUUGUUUGUCCUCCCCGAUGAAGGGAAGAUGGAGGAGGUGGAGGCAGGCCUGAGUAUAGACACCAUGAUGAGAUGGUCAUCUUCCUUUGAUGAAAGCCAAUUAGAGGUGUACCUGCCCAAGUUUUCCAUCUCGGGUACCUAUGAGCUCCGUCCCGUGCUGAACAAGAUGGGUGUCCGGGACCUGUUUAGUGAUCGGGUGGACCUGUCCGGUCUCUCUGAGGAGAAGCUGGUGUUAUCCAAGGUCGUCCACAAGGCCGUCCUGCACGUCGAUGAGAAGGGCACUGAGGCGGCAGGUGCCACAGGAAUGGAGAUAAUGCCGGUGAUGUUGCCUCCCAGCGUCACGUUCAACAGGCCCUUCUUGGUCCUCAUAUUUGAAGACUUCACCUGGAGCACCCUCUUCUUGGGAAAAGUUCUGAACCCCACCGAAGUGUGACCAGGGACAUGAACCCCGACAGAAUCGUCUCCACCCCAAGGUUUUCUGGAAUUGGCAGAGAUUCCACCCCAGACCCCUCUGCCAGACUGUGUUCCGCUGUAUGGUGUAUGAACAUUGGAGCCAAACAGUCAUUUAGGUCCCAUGGGUUUUCCACAUAUGGGAGGGAGGGAAGGAGGUGUGGGACAUAGGCCAGAUUUCAAUCAGAAUUAAAAAAAUAGAAAGAAAACAAAA